Molecule: messenger RNA, 1218 nt
Organism: Moesziomyces antarcticus
Lineage: Eukaryota; Fungi; Basidiomycota; Ustilaginomycetes; Ustilaginales; Ustilaginaceae
Product: lunapark b isoform 1
Exons: 1
Coding region: 1-1218 (405 amino acids)
Biological process (GO): endoplasmic reticulum tubular network organization
Cellular component (GO): endoplasmic reticulum tubular network
Source: RefSeq, a predicted model, not a curated record
AUGGGGGUGUUCAACGCGCUGGUUAGCGGCUCGUUCUUGCCGUGGCGUCGAGCCAACCGCGAGACGGACUACGAAAGCGUGCUGGCUCGUCUCGAGGGCGAGAUCAACGACGUGCAAUCUCGCCUCACACAGAUCCGGCUGCGCGAGCGACGCGCCUCGGUCACUCUCACGCUACAGGCCUUCGUGCUCUGGGCGAUCUAUACGGCAGUAUGCUGGUUCUUUGGAUUGCUCACGCUGCGUCGUCCACACUCGGGCUCGAAGCACAGUGCGAUGCUGGUUUGGCUUCCCGUGCUGGGUAGUCCCGUGCUGAUCAUCUCGACGCGCAGAAUCGUCCGCUGGUGGUACCGUCGCAUCGGAGCGGCUGAAGACAAGCACCUCAUCGACCUGAGGAGGCAGAAGAGGGAAAAGGUGGACGAGAUCAAACGCGCCACAAAGUACGACCAUCUGCGUAUGCUGUUGGACAAAUACGAUGAGGGUGGUCCCAAGCCAGCCGAGGUAGCCACGCCAGUCAAGCAAAAAGCGGGGUCCAAGUCGGGAUCGCCUUCGUCGAAGCAGGGGACACCGCCGGCGGGAGCCAGCACAAGCACCCCGCCACGUCCAGGCAAUGUGCCUGCGCUGUCGACGCCGGAAGCGCACGCACUGCAGGCGCAGCGUAUGGCACUCAUGCGCCAACAAGGUGGUGUUGGCAUCCCCGCCCCCGUCCGUCCUCCCGUAGUGCUGCAAAAGACGUGGAUGGACAAGGUGGCGGAUGCGAUCCUCGGAGCCGACCCCACCGCGACGGGAGCCGAGCAGAAGUAUGCGCUGAUCUGCGCACGCUGUCACAUGCACAACGGCCUGGCACUCAAGGAGGAGUUCCACGAAGUGCAGUACGUCUGUCCGCACUGCGGGCACUUUAACUCGCGCCGCCCCAGCUCGGCACCCGUCAGCUCGCCGUUCAACACCACCGCCAACCGUCCGCGCGCCUCGGACCCUGGUCCUGCAGCACAUACGGUCGAGACACCGUCCAAACCCAGCCGCACGCGCGACGGCGGCAGCAGACUCAAGCUGCGCGCCGACGAGUCGGACGACGAAGACGCUCCCCCACACACCACGCUCCAGGACGAAUCGAACCACAAAGACGCGGUCAGCAUCGAUAGUCAAGAACCCAAGGAGCCACCAAGAUCGCUGCGCGCCCGAAAGUCGACGCAGCCCAAAGACGGCAUGGACCUCGACGAGUAA